Molecule: messenger RNA, 1079 nt
Organism: Sodiomyces alkalinus F11
Lineage: Eukaryota; Fungi; Ascomycota; Sordariomycetes; Glomerellales; Plectosphaerellaceae
Exons: 2
Coding region: 135-734 (199 amino acids)
Source: RefSeq, a predicted model, not a curated record
GGCAAGAGCUAGGAAUCGAGCAGAAAAGGGAGAUAUUCGGGGAACCCUAUAGCCCUGAUUCGGUCGAAUUUCUUCAGGUCGCCGCCUAAAGGGCCGCGCUUGCUACGACGGUGCUUCCCUGACGGCCUGCAACUAUGCCCGCCUGCUCAAUACCGGCCUUUGCAGGUGCUCAACUAGUUGGAAUGUCCGAAAAAUGUUUGAUCUUGUGUCAUAGCCCGUCUUGGGUUGUCGUUAACCGGCCAAUGCUCCUGCUAUUGCUACCACGCAUCAGCAAUUAUUGUCACUUACGACUGGCAAGGCGGGUUGUUGCAAAUAGAGCAGAAGGAAAGAAAGAAAGAAAAAAAAAAAAGGAAAAAAAAAAAAGGGGGGGGGGGGGGUCCGGCUCCUGGGAGCUUACACUUUCCAGGGUCCAGGGCCCGAUUGCAGCCCUUCCAGUCUACUCUCCAGAGUCCUGGGUAGGGUCAGCAGCGAAUUUUGGGCCCUCCGAAGGUCGAGAGGGGUAUACAGAUCGGACAACCCAGCAGUGCAACGAAGACAAGCUUCGUUCUGUCCCCGAAAAGAUCGGAAUUGUUGCCACUUCAAUAAAGUUGGCCAAUCCCUUUCCAGACGGAAAAGAAAAACCUCCUUCUACGCUACCAAGUGGGUUUUUUCUUCUUACGUUGUACACGUGUAUUGCGACAUCCCAGCCGCAGUGGAAGAGCGAUGGGCCUGUUUCGUGCGAUCUGGACAAUUAGGUGUCUGUUACAUCACCAUCGGGUACCCAGCCGAAACGAGGAAGAUCAAACCAAAAACGAUUCCUAUCUCCGACUUUUCAGUCGGUGCACAAUUGUGUGCACACCCGAUGCGGUUUAUCUUCAGCAGAUCUGGUCCAGAGUCCACCGUGUCGGAGGCGGGCAAGACUCCGACGAGGGUCCAAUGCGGGUGGGGUUCCACGCCUCGAAAGCCCCUGUGGUUUGUGGCUUGUGGCAACGGACGGGCCCGUGACGGCAACAAAAGAUCUGAGAUUUGCGUCACCCGCUUAUUCGCGACAACUAGACACAGGCGUUCCAGGCACAGGGAGGGGCGAGGGGCGAACAAAU